GGGAAUUAAUAGAAAAUGGGAAAUCAUCCGUCUGAUGCUUUCGCAAUCUCUGAUUCUGACCUACCAGAGAUGGAAUGGACAAUACCCUUAAAGCUACCCAAAAGACUUACACAGAGCGUCAAGACAUUGAGAAAGAAGGAAAUAUUCUUUGUACCUCAUUUUAUGCUAAAUAUUCGUGAAAUUGAAGAUUCUGAAGAAGACCAAAAUUGGCUAGAAAUAGCUGAUAUCGAGGUUAACAUCAAAAUAUUAAAGAAGCGCAACGGGAAUCCCUUAAUGGUAGAGAGACAUGCAAUUGUGACUAGAGAAGACAUCAACUGAGAUGAUUGUGGGAUUGUAUUUUCUCAUGAUCAUGAAGAUAUUUUCCAAAAAGUCAUGUUAAAUUAUGAAAGUGAGUUUUCCAAAUUCCCUAUUAGAAGGUACACCUACCAGCUCUUGCCAAUACUGCAAAAGACGACUAAGCUACUUGAAAUUAAAAGGUUCCAGAUAGAUACUGACUGCAUUGAAUGUAUCCUAGAGUCAGCUAACCAGGUGAGGAAAAUUGUAUUUGAUUUAUGUCUUAUCCACAGUCAAGGAAUGCGACUUGAUAAGGAUCUAAAUUUUAGAGUCGAAAACCUUAAAUUGAUUGAAAUAGGCCAUCCUUCAGCUACAAACUGGAGAUCAAACAUGGAAGAUUUUCAAGGGUUGAUGUACGCAUUAUAUAAUUCAAAACUCAAAUCUUCAAUUGAAAUACUUGAUAUUUGAGAAGAUGAAGAACUUAGUUUAUUGAUUUGCAAAGAACUGACUCCUUAUCAAGAUCUACCAAUAACCAUCACACAGAGAUUACAUGAAGAUUAAU
Moneuplotes crassus is the source of this 835-nucleotide messenger RNA. The record is from the annotation of a GenBank genome assembly. NCBI's taxonomy places the organism in Eukaryota, Ciliophora, Spirotrichea, Euplotida, Euplotidae.